Insectozyma verbasci is the source of this 597-nucleotide messenger RNA. NCBI's taxonomy places the organism in Eukaryota, Fungi, Ascomycota, Pichiomycetes, Serinales, Debaryomycetaceae. The record is from the annotation of a GenBank genome assembly.
AUGGUUAAUGGUCCAGCUGAACUUCGUAGAAAAUUAGUCAUUGUUGGUGAUGGUGCUUGUGGUAAAACUUGUUUAUUAAUUGUAUUUUCAAAAGGUACUUUUCCUGAAGUUUAUGUUCCAACUGUUUUUGAAAAUUACGUUGCUGAUGUUGAAGUUGAUGGUAGAAAAGUUGAAUUAGCUUUAUGGGAUACUGCUGGGCAAGAAGAUUAUGAUAGAUUAAGACCUUUAUCAUAUCCGGAUUCAAAUGUUAUUUUAAUUUGUUUUUCGGUUGAUUCUCCAGAUUCAUUAGAUAAUGUUUUAGAAAAAUGGAUUAGUGAAGUUUUACAUUUUUGUCAAGGUGUACCAAUUAUUUUAGUCGGAUGUAAAUCUGAUUUAAGAGAUGAUCCUCAUACAAUUGAAGUUUUAAGACAGCAACAACAACAACCAGUUUCAACUUCUGAAGGACAACAAGUUGCACAAAGAAUUGGAGCUGCUGAUUAUUUAGAAUGUUCCGCUAAAACAGGCAGAGGUGUUAGAGAAGUUUUUGAAGCUGCAACAAGAGCUUCAUUAAAAGCAAAAGAUAAAAAAGAAAAGAAGAAAAAAUGUGUUGUUUUAUAA